AUAAAAAUUUCAGAUCCAAAAAAAAAAAUUACUCUCUCUUCUCUCUGUCAAUGGCUUCUUUGCUAAAAUCCCAAUUUCCAAAACCCUAAUUUUUCCCCCAAUUUUACUUCUCUUCAACUUUUUUUUAAUUUUCCUUUUCUUUUUUCUUGAAUUUUUCUCUUUCACUAUUUCAAAUCACAAAAAAAAAAAAAAAAAAAUGGGUUUCAAUUUUUCAUUUCUGUUUCUAAAAACCCUAAUUCCCAAAUUCACAACCCUAAUUUGAUUCGGUUUUUUCGGGUUUGUGUUUAGAUCCUUCAACUUUUUUUUUUUUGAGGAUAAAAAAAAGUUGGUUUCUUUACGGUGUUCGAUUUGCCUAAAAAUUGAAAAUUUUGGGUUUCCAAUUUUACUUUCUUUCUGUUUUUGGAAACCCUAGUUCUCAAUUACUUUCUUUCUUUUUUUUUCCCAAUUGAUCCUUCAAUUUUUCUUUUGUAAUUAAAUUUUCUCUUUCAGUAUUUUGGGGGAAAAUUUGGGUUUUAAUCGAGCUAGGGUUUCCAAUUUUUUCUGUUUUUAGAAACCCUAGUUCCUAAUUUGGUUGGGUUCGGGUUUCGGGUUUUGUUUGGGGUUAGGGUUUUUUCAUUUCCUUGAUUAAGGUGUGAAUUCUUGAUUACAUGUAUGGCUUCAGAUAUUAACAAUUUGAAUUCUAAGGAGAAGCUUCGUUGGGGUAAAGUUUAUACCCGAAGAACCCGUAAAAUUCAAAAGAAGGAUGGUAACGACGACGUUUCGAAUCCGAUUUCACAAACCCUAGGGGCAGAAAAGGCGGUACAACCCGAAGAGCGAAGGGUACAACACCAGCAGGAUGAGGCAGCACCUCAAAAACAGGAUCUUUUGACCUCGGGAAAUGUGCCCGGUGGCGAGGGGUAUACCGGAGAGGUGGUCCCGGAAGGCGGUAGCGGGACGCGGCCUAAUAGUGGAGGAGGAUCACCUAGAGGUAAUGCUGAGGUGGCUAAUAAUAGGUUUGUUAGACCUGUUAUUUCUAGAGUUGAUGAAGAUAGGGUUAGGAUUAGUUUAACUGGGACGAGGCCCGGAGAUGAGAUUAGAAAUUUUAGAAGGACGCUUGAGAUCGAGCUCCAUCACGUUAGGAGUUUCGUGAAGAAGCUCGAAGCGAAGGAGCUUGAGCUGACGUCGCUUAAUAGUGGUGAUAAUGAUGGUGUCAUUAUGUCUCGUAGGUAUCCGCAAUAUAUAGAUAGCGACAACGUGAUUAAUAGUAGGUCUUUAACGCGAGGGAAUUCAGAGAUAGGCUCAGUAUUCCGACCACCUAGUCUUGCAAUUAGCGACAAUGUGAUUAAUAGUAGGUCUUUAAUGCGAGUGAAUUCAGAGAUAGGCUCAGUGGGGAUGCAUAUUCAACCAAGACCAUUCCGUCCACCUAGUCUUGCAGGUAGCGACAAUGUGAUUAGUAGCAGGUCUUUAAUGCGAGUGAAUUCAGAGGUAGGCUCAGGAGGGCCGCAUAUUCAACCAAGACCAUUCUGUCCACCUAGUCUUGCAGUUAGCGACAAUGUGAUGAAUAGUAGGUUGUUAAUGCGAGUGAAUUCGGACGUAGGCUCAGUGGGGCGGCAUAUUCAAAUUCAACCAAGACAGUUUCGUCCACCGGGUCUUUCAGUUGUUGUGAACAACCAUGCGGUUGGUGACUUUGUGGAGAGGGAGAAAAGGACACCAAAGGCAAAUCCGUAUUACAAGAACUCCGAGUUCCUUCUUGGGAAAGACAGAUUACCUUCUGAAAGCAAUAAAAAAUUGAAGACCCACGGAAGUGGGAAGAAGCACGUUGAGAAGUAUAGAAAACAAUUGUUUAGAAGUUGUGGUGACUUGCUUCAAAGGUUAAUGAAACAUAAGCAUGGUUGGGUGUUUAAUGAGCCGGUAAAUGUUAAAGCUCUUGGUCUGCAUGAUUAUCAUGAUAUCAUUAAGCAUCCUAUGGAUUUGGGCACUAUUAAGACUAGGCUAUCUCAGAAUUGGUACAAGUCUCUGGAGGAAUUCGCGGAGGAUAUAAGACUUGUUUUUAGCAAUGCCAUGACUUAUAACCCUAAAGGGCAAGAUGUUCAUGUAAUGGCUGAGGAGUUAUCACAGAUUUUCGAAGAGAGGUGGGCUGUUAUAGAGGCCAAGUAUAAUCCGGGGCCCACUUCUAGAAAGUUCCAUCAUCAUCUUCCCUUUGUCCAUGAGCCUUAUCAUGCACUUACUCAUGCUUCUCAAGCAAGGACUUUAGAAAGGUCUGAGUCAACUAAGAAACCCUCAAAAUAUUCACAUGUUGGUAGGCCACCAAAAUAUUCACGUGUUGGUAGGCCACCAGUUCCGAAGAAACCUAAAGCAAAGGAUCCGAAUAAGAGGGAGAUGACGUUUGAAGAAAAGCAGAAACUUAGUGCGAAUCUUGAGAAUUUACCUCCAGAAAAGCUUGAGGCAAUUGUUCAGAUCAUUAAGAAGAGGAGCUCAGCAGUUAAUCAGAUUAACGAGGAGAUUGAAGUAGACAUAGACAGUGUUGAUGUAGAAACUCUGUGGGAGCUGGAUAGGUUUGCGACAAAUUACAAAAAGAGUUUGAGCAAGUACAAGAGGAAAGCUGAACUUGAUCUUCAAGCCACAGCAAGUGCUACUCGGAGUGCCCCCAUUACAAGUUCUGGCCCAAUGGUUGCUGAUGGACUGAAAGAAAGUAGAACUGGUGAAAUGCAUACUAGUGAUCCUUCUACCAAUGUAGAAGGUGGGAGGCAGGCGGAUAAUGCAAGCAGUUCCAGCAGCUCAACCAGUUCUACUAGUGAUUCAGGAUCUUCCUCUAGUGAUUCUGAUAGCGACAGUUCCUCUACAAAUGGAUCUGAUGCAGGGCAUUGACCUUGGAUGUGAAAGGGAAAUCUUUUUCAGACAUGAGGCGUGGUUCUUUGAAUGAUACUGGAGGGCAUAAACAGAUCUUUCAUUUGUACCAUCAUUUAAUUAGUUGAUCUAUACAUAUACAAGGUGGUUGCUGUUUUGGAACUGAAAUUCUAAAUCAGAUUGGUUACGGUGGUAAUGGGAGAAAUGUAGCACCUGUAAAUAGCCUAGAUUUGCUCGACUAGUUUGCGCGAGAAAAAAUGUUGUGCUAUUCAUUUCAUUACAGGCAUGGUUAUGUGAGGUCCUGCAACUUCCUGGGUGUACAAAGAACAAGUGCAGCUUAUGAUAGGAUAACAUGUAUUGUAUAGUGUAAACCAUAAAGUGAAAAUAACCGUAGACAGUGUACAUAUGUACCCUUUUUUUGUUCUGUUUUUGUGCAUCAUUCUUGGUAGAUAGUUUGUAUGUCACAUUUACUUUUGAGUAGGUAGAUCAGGGUUGAUGAGAUUUUGGGUUUUCAUAAAAUAAUUACUUUUCUAGGUGUUA
Molecule: messenger RNA, 3366 nt
Organism: Lycium ferocissimum
Lineage: Eukaryota; Viridiplantae; Streptophyta; Magnoliopsida; Solanales; Solanaceae
Product: transcription factor GTE4-like
Exons: 5
Coding region: 652-2847 (731 amino acids)
Molecular function (GO): protein binding
Source: RefSeq, a predicted model, not a curated record